This is a messenger RNA of Medicago truncatula (barrel medic), 2857 nucleotides long. RefSeq lists its product as uncharacterized. The record is from RefSeq and is a predicted model, not a curated record. The coding region runs from base 400 to 2547 and encodes 715 amino acids. NCBI's taxonomy places the organism in Eukaryota, Viridiplantae, Streptophyta, Magnoliopsida, Fabales, Fabaceae. The transcript is spliced from 7 exons. Gene Ontology annotation, cellular component: membrane. Gene Ontology annotation, molecular function: protein binding.
UGUCCAAAAACAACAAAAUCUAUAAUAGAUUAUUAGUCUAUAGCAUCGAUAGUUUUGCAUGAUCAUAGUCAAUAGUCAACACACACUUAUAUAAUAUCCGUCAGUAUCUUACGAUUUUGAUGUGCAUGCUUUUCUAAAGUUAGAUCUGCGCAUUGUAAGUACUUAACUUUCUCUAACUUUUUUCCUUUUGUCAUUUCCUCUGUAAUAAUUAUCAGUUGCUUCCUUUGUAUUUGCACAAACCAAACUUUGCGCUAUGUACACACUCGAAGUGUCAUCCAUAAAUUUUCCAGUAGAUAAAAAUUACGAGUCCACCAAUUGAAAGGGUAAAAGGGACCAACAUAUAUUAACUUGUUGUUCCAUUUUUGGUCUUUCAUUUCAUCAUCCAGAAUCAGAAAAAAAAUGGCAAGCAUUUCAGCAAAUGCAAUAGUUCUUGAACCACUAACAAAAGACAACUACGAUAACUGGAGCUGUUUGGUGAGAAACUAUCUUGAGGGGCAUGAUCUGUGGGGAGUUGUGACUUCUGUUUCUAAAAUGGGUGUGGGAUCUAAAGAAGAGGUGGAAGCAUGGAACAAGGUCAAUGCUAAGGUUUUGCAUAUUAUUCAACUAGCAUGCGGAUCAGAGAAUCUUACGCAUAUUAGAGAUUUUGAUAGUGCUAAGGAAGCUUGGAAUUAUUUUAGUGCAUUAUACGGUUCGGAAUUGAAAGCCGAGUCGGACAUUGAGCAAGGUGUGGUAGAUGAUAGUCUCCUUCACCAUAGACCACUCCAUAGGUUUAUUGAAAGCGGUAAUUGGAAUGAUGCAAAAUUAUUCAUGAAAAGGGAUGAAGCAUCUAUGUUUUCCACGUCUUCAUCGGGAAGGAGUAUUCUUCAUGUUGCAGCGAUUGCUGGUCACGAAGAAAUUGUGAAGAAAUUGGUGAAAGAAGGGAAAGAUAAGUUAGUGAAAAUGAAAGACAAUCGUGGAUACACAGCCCUAGCUCUUGUUGCUGAGUUGACUGGAAACACCAAAGUGGCAAAGUGUAUGGUAGAAAAGAAGGGAGGGCAAGUUGUUGACCAGGACCUAUUAUCUAUGAAAACCAACAAUGGUGAAAUUCCAGUUCUUCUUGCUGCAGCUAAGGGACACAAAGAAAUGACUAGUUAUCUUGUUCCUAAAACUCGGGUGGAAGAAAUGACAGAUAAAGAUUUUCACAAUGCUGUUUUGCUUCUAACGCGAUGUAUCAAUGCAGAAAUAUUUGAUGCGGCUUUGAGUUUACUCCAACGAUUCCCGCAAUUGCCACUUACCCACAAAUCAGAAUCAGAUGGCGUGCAGCCCUUAUACGCAUUGGCACGCAUGCCUUCUGUGUUCCCAAGUGGCAACAAAUAUGGAUUCAUAAGAAGAUUUAUUUACAAAAUUUUGAGAUUACGAAAAGUGCAAAACUUAUAUGGAAUUGUAACAAAUGUUGUUCUACCGGAAAAACAACUCACAACAUCUUCCACAGGUCGAAUACUUAUUCAUAUUCACAUGUUAUUUCAGGAUUUAGUAAUAUUAAAGUUGUCUGCGAUAAAAGAAAUAUACGAUCAGAAAAUGAUGCAUCGUCUAGUGCUUGAAAUAUUGAAUUGCUUGUCCCAAAAAAUUCAAGAAUUUAAGGAAUCUGAACUGAGAGAGGCUUCAGCAUACGAUGCAAUAUUGAAAGCAGCUAAGCAUGGAAAUAUUGAGUUCAUAGUUGCAAUGAAAAAAGCUAACCCUGACCUCUUAUGGUCUAUUGAUAAAAAUAAAAGAGGCAUAUUUUCACAUGCAAUUUUGAACCGUAGAAAAGAAGUCUUCCAACUCAUACAUGAUGCAAGUGUAAAUGGACGAAAGGAAAUUGUUAGAUGUCGUGUAGAUGCAUUUGAUAAUACCCUCUUACAUCUUGCUGGAAAUUUAGGGCCCUCCUUUGAUCUUCACCGUAGAUCUGGUCCUGCUCUCCAAAUGCAAAGAGAGAUUUUAUGGUUUCAGGAAGUGGAGAAAAUCGUGCACCCCAAGUGUAAGGAAGCCAAAAACGUAGAAGAUAAGAAGCCCCGUGAGAUAUUUACAGAAAGUCACAAGGAGCUAGUGAAAGCUGGAGAAAAAUGGGCAAAAGAUACAGCUGGUUCAUUUACACUUGUUGCUACACUCAUCACAACCAUCAUGUUUGCUGCAGCUUUCACUGUCCCUGGUGGAAACAAUCAAGACAGUGGAAUUCCCCUCUUCUUGAAGGACAAAACAUUUAAUGUUUUUAUAAUAGCAGAUGCAAUAUCUCUUUUCACUUCCUCAACUUCAAUCCUCCUCUUCAUUGGAAUUCUAACGGCACGUUAUGCAGAAAAGGAUUUCCUAAAGUCUUUGCCGCUUAAGUUACUUUUCGCUCUCAUUAUGCUUUUUUUCUCCGUGGUGUCCAUGAUGGUUUCCUUUUGUGCUUCACUUGCUAUGCUCUUAAAGGGACAUGAAGGAGUCAUAAUAACAGCUAUGUCAUUCGCAAGUAUUCCGGUGAUUGUUCUUGUACCUUCACAGUUGCGACUCUUCAUUGAGAUUUUCAAGUCUACAGUAUUGGCCAAAUGAAACUUACUGAUUAUUUAUUACUAAUUAUGACUAUGCAUUCAUGAAGUCAUAUAUGUAUUUGAUAGCAUGCAAGUGCUAAUUAAAUUCUCUAGGGUAUUUUUGUUAGACACCAAUUAAUAUGCUUUAGAAUACCAUAAGUACUAUCAACUAGUUGCAUGUGGAAUUUGAUUCAAAUAUUGCAGUAAGAGACUGUGGAAUCUGAUAGAAUUUAUGCAGAAAAAUUUGAACAGUAACAUCUGUUUUUGCAUUGUUCGAUCACAAAUAUUAUAGGUUCCAUCGAUGGAAAAAUAAAGAAAGGUCUUGUAAUGAA